AUGACGGGCUCCUGUGACCCGCUGCAGCUGGAAGCGUCGCGCCUGAAGCGCCGCUCGUGCCUUGUUUGGAGGGCAGGAUUACAUGUUCUCUCUGUUUGCAAUGAUGGUGCCGCAUUUGCAGGACACGUGUUGUGGUGGUUGUGUCUUGGCUUGGAGAGGCUUCUCCAAGCCGGACUCAGCCAGCAUGGAUCCUCGAUGUUCUGGUGUGCAUCCAGUUCGCAAACGCCUGCCCUGGACCGAAACGGGUCGGACUACUGCAUCCCCACCGCAAUUCCUUCGCCACUGCCUCGGUUCAACUGUUCCAGGAAAGGGUGUCGUGCUUUGCAAGCAUAG
This is a messenger RNA of Symbiodinium sp. CCMP2592, 333 nucleotides long. The record is from the annotation of a GenBank genome assembly. Lineage: Eukaryota; Dinophyceae; Suessiales; Symbiodiniaceae.